Messenger RNA from Podarcis lilfordi (Lilford's wall lizard), 11722 nucleotides. NCBI's taxonomy places the organism in Eukaryota, Metazoa, Chordata, Lepidosauria, Squamata, Lacertidae. The record is from the annotation of a GenBank genome assembly.
GGCGUCGCGAGAAGAUCCACUUCCAGGGCGAAGGAGAGGUGGUAGGUUGCGGAGGGAGAGGGCGCGGCGACACCGGAAGUAGUUGGCUCUCACGUCCGGGGUUCGGUCGCAGCGACUUGUCUCGGGGCCUAGCGACAACAUGGCGGACUUGUCUCUGGACGAGCUGAUCCGGAAACGUGGCGUCAGUGUGAACACGAAGGGGAGGUGAGCCGUGGAAACAGCCUGGAGGGCGGAGAGGCCCCCCCUUCCCCGCGAGGGUUCCCUUCCCCCCACGUCGCUGCCCGGGGGCGGGAUCCGUGCUCUGCUCCGGCAGGAUCCGGCUGGGGAUGUGCACUCGGUGCUCCGAUUGGCGCGCUCUCCUGUCAGUCAUCGCCCCCUGGAGCGUUCGGUUCUGCUUGGCCAUUCUCGGCAGUGAGGUGUCCGAGGCCGAGUGUAUGUGUUUCGCAGCAUAGACGUGGGUCUGCGUGGAGAGGGGGCAGCACCCUCCUUCCGCAGGUCUCUCGGCGCCUUCAUUGUACUGAUUCUGGCGCUUUGUCCCUAAGGGCGGCCCAAAACAUUUUGUGCAUUCUAAGUGGGGCAUCUUGUGUGCUGAGAUGGGACAGUAUUUGUUUCGGGGUGACAAACUGCGCUAUUCCAUACAACCAAUAACUGAUUGUAGAGACUUUUGGGGUGGCUUUGUGCAUUGGGCCAGCCCUGCUUCUUUGCCUUGUGCAUCAUACAAAAUUAUUGGCCUUUGCUUUUCAUACUGCCAAUGUUUCUGUUCCUGAACUCUCUUUUUUUUGCUACUUUUACACUUCCUUUGACAUGCAAGGCGAUCUACAGCCUCCAUAAACAAUUGUUCUAUUAUAAGAUUGAGCCGUUUCUGAAGAGGAUGGUCUGUUGUGCCUUCAGCUGAAUUCACAACUGGAUAACACAAGUUAAAUCCACAAAAAAGAGGGCAUGCUUUAGCAUGGGAAAUGUUGCUUAAGUAAUAACGCAGAGAAAUAUGUCGCAUAAGAGAGCAUUUAGAUAAAUAACAUCUUUGUUUAUCUGCGGUGAAGAGGUCACACCUUUACAAUGUUGCUGCCAAAGGCCACCAUUAGAUUUAUAGCUAGCUCUGCUAAGGCUAAAAAGAAAAAAAAGAUCUCAAAUCAGACAUCCACACUCCCAAGGGAACAGGCGGCACUCACCUUUCAUUCUGAUUCUUAGACAGUGUCCACCAGUUUGAGUGAAAUGUGUUAAACAGAGAAGAAAAAAACCAGCCAACAUGUUCUUUGAAAUAUAUUUAAGAAUUAAUUCUGAUUUCCCCCUUUCCCCUCCUAUAAAAGCAUGUUUUCCAUUUAAUAUCAGGAUGUUCUAUUGUAAUUGAAAUGCUGCUUGGUAAGCGGACUAGAUUUCAGUUACAUCUCUUAAAUUCCCUGUUAUAUAUAUAUUUAACCCUGUAUCCCAUUUCAACCCAUUUUAACAAUAUCCCAAAAUUUUGGUGUAGUACAUGCAUUCUUCACAAACACAGAUCUGUGGUUGAAAUAUGAAUUUCAAAUUUUGAAAGCUAUGAGGGGCAAGCAAUUCUAUCUCUGUUAAAUAUUAAUUGUUUUCCAAAGGAAUGUAUGUAUAUUAGAUUAUCCUUGUCAGUCAACUUGUAUAAUAACACUGGAUUCCAUUGUUGGCCUUUUCGCAGGUCUUGGUUGGUGUCUUCCCUUUUCUUUCACCAGCUCCAGCCUUCUCUUGAAGUUCACAUUUUAAAAUCUUGUCAUUCCUCCUGCAAUGCAGGAAUCUCAGCUAGAUCAUAAAUGACAGGUGGCCAUCCAACCUCUGCUUAAAAACCUCCAAGGAAUGAGAGUCCAUCAUCUCUCAUGGAGUCUGUUCCACUGUUGAACAUCUCUUACUGUCAGAAAGUUCUUCCUGAUGUUUAGUCGGAAUCCAUGUUUACUCGGAAUGUGAAUCCAUUGGUUUGGGUGCUAUCCUCCGGAGCAGGAGAAAACUGCUCCAGCACUUUAAAUAUUGGAUGAUGUCUAUCAUAUCUCCUCUCAGUCUCCUCUUUACCAGGCUAAACAUACUCAAUACCCUCAAUCAUUCCUCAUAAGGCUUGGUUUCUGGACCCUUUAUCAUGCUGGUCACCCUCCUCUGCACAUAUUGCAGCUUAACUUCUUAAAAUGCAGCAGUUUGUUUGCUUUUAACACCUGACAUUUCUGUUCCAGGCUGAACACAAGGCCAUUAUUUGGUGGUAGACCUCGAAUUGGAGUUCAACAAACUUUUCUAAGCAGAUCAGCACCAAGUGUUGGUUUCCAGAGGACAUUUGAUGCACGACAGAAGAUUGGCCUUACUGAUGCCCGACACAAAAUUGGCGUGAAAGAUGCCCGGGAGAAACUGCUUCAGAAAGAUGCCAGGUUUAAAAUCCAAGGAAAAGUGCAAGACGCCCGGGAAAUGCUGAAUUCCCGAAAGCAGCAAGUGACCAAAGUUGUUGAUGCCAGAGAGAAGAUCAGUCUGAAAAGGAGCGCUCCUAGUGCAGCUGUUGUGAAAGCUGCUGUGGAAACGGUGGCCCCUGCCAUGAAGAUCACAAAAACAAUUCAAGUAGGUUAUCGUCAAUAUCUCUGCAGUCUAUUGUUGUCUCUCCAGCACUAUCCUAUGUGUUGGCAGCUCCUGGAGCACUAGUUGCAUUUAUUUCAAGGGAAACAGUUGGGGAAAGCAUUAAUGUGGCAUUAUAUCGCAUGUGUAAUACAGAAAACGAAAUCCAUGAAUCUGAGUUCUGAAAGUCUGCUUUGUUUCAUAAUCUGAUAAUUAAAAGUAGAGAUCUUAGUUCUUCCUUUAAGCUUUGAGUAUGCCAUCAUGAUGAAACAAGGGAUUUCACUGAAAUCUUUAGGGGUUAAUGAUGUGUCUUUCUCUCCCCAUCACAGCAGAAGGCUGCAACUCCAUUGCACACUCAUCCUGCAUGCAUGAAGGUCAACAUUGUGAACAAUCACACAAACAAACAGGUGUGUGCCAUUCAGUAACAGAGUGGAGUUGUGAAGUGUUGUAAAAUCUAGUAAUCUUUGAAUGUGUGUUUAAUAUUUAUUUCAUUUAUUUCACUUGCUUCCAGUGAAACACCCUGAAGUGAUUUUAUGUUUGAUUUUGGAGAUUGGCAUUAUAAAUUAAUUUAAAAGUUUUACUUGCCUUAUGUAAUAUGUUCACAGCCUACAGGCUGAAAGUGUUAUCUGCAUCCAUUUCAUUCAUACAACUCACAGUUUCCCAUAUGUGUAGUAUCUUGCAGUGACAAUUCACAAAGUAGAUUUGUGGUGCCUUUGGAUCUUACCCCUACAUUCUUGUACUCGCUUACUACAAUCCUUUCAGUACUUAGGAAAUAUCAUUUUUAACUUCUGACGUCUAUGUCUACCUAUUUUGAUGUUAUUGGCCAGUCUUGUAUUAUCACAGUACACUUGCACAGGAAAGAAAUCCUGUUUGCUCUGCCUGCCAUUGGCUAAUCCUUCAUGUUACAAAAUUGAUGGGCAGAUUAAUGCUUGGCAUUAGUGCUGAGAGGGAUUGAAGAGACUCUGGGCCAAACUGAAAUUUAUGGCAAAUGUGUGUCUGCAUGUAAUGUACUUUUAAAAAAUGCUAAUUGCCACUAAUUGGGAGGGAUGCAGUAAUAGAUUGUGAUGGGUGGGGUAUUUAACCCAUCCCGCACUGUGAUCUUGAGGAAAUCCCCACUUUUCAAGCUGCUGUUUACAUCAGGAGUAAGGUCCCACUGACUCCUGUGGGAACUUUCUGCACAAUGCAAAUUGUAGCAGGGGAGGGAAUUUCACUUCAGAUGAUGACAGGGAGGAAAAGGUUACAUUCCCCCUCAUGCCACAAUCCUGAUCCUCACCCACAUCUGCACAUGGAUAUUUGCAUUUUAGAAAUUGUGCAUGUUAAAUGCAAAGGUGCGUUUAAUAUCAUGUUUAGAUUGAGUCUUCAAAUUUGAGUUGAAUUGAACAGCCUGAGGUUCCUGUAUUGCAGGGGGUUGGACUAGAUGACCCUGAGGAUCCCUUCUAACUUUACAGUUCUAUGAAUGCUAUUUAAAAGUCCUUUUUAGUUUCAUGUCCUGGGAUUAAGAUGCAGCAAAUCAGAGUGGCUACAUACAUGUAUUUGCUGAGGCAUAUAUUCAGAAAAACCUAUUAGUAAACAUGUAUAGAACUGUUUAAGCGCAUCAGUCUAGACUCUUUAGAAUAUCUGUAUUACAUCAACAGCCAGAAAAAUCAAAUCAGCCACUUGCAUUUAUAUGUUACUUGGGGUGUUUUUUUGUUUGUUUGUUUCUUUUUAGUCUCCGUAUGAUGUAGAAGAUGAUGAAGAAACUGUAUCUCCCCUUCCUAAUAAGCAAAUGAAGAUCACUACCACAAACAGCUUUCUGCACAGUGCUGUAAGGGUCUGUCUCAUUAGCUUCUCCACUCCCUCUACUUCCCAGUGGACACGUACUUUGGUUGUUUUGCAUGUGCUCGCGCUGUAUUGGCUGGACUUACUGGUUCCAGGUUUAUGGUAUUCUUGCAUUCUUUUACCCUAAAACAGGGCAGCAGAUUGCUGGCCCAUGGGCCAGAUGUGGCCUAUAACAGGUUGCCAUCCAGCCCAUGCCCCAUAAAGUGAGCUGUUGUGGAGGAAUAGAUCUCUGUUUCCAUCCCAGCAGACUACUCUGUUUCUGUGCAAGGUGCAGAGAAAGAAAAGAGAUGGGAAGUUAGGGAGAAAAAGGGUUUCUUUGUCCACUGCCAGUAGGUGGCCCAUGUCCACUUUCCCCCAUGGGAAUGGGGCUCUGUAGAGCUCCAACGGCCCCCGAGCUGCUGCUUGCACCUGUACCAAACAGAGUGGCACUAGCCUGCACUACUGGCAAAAACAAACUUGUUUGUUCCCCUGCUCUUGAGUCUGCAGUUAGUCUGUCUUCUCUUUGCUCAGGCAAACCGGUAACUGAAACUGUGUUGUGUCAUUUGACUUUUUCUAAUCAGAAAGACUCAUUCAUACUAAUCAUUUUCAAAGCAUUUCAUGGCAGAGAGUUCUGUAGGCUAAAUGCAUUGCCUGGCUUACAUAGGGAUUUUAUUUUAUGAAAGAAAGAUAAAGAAUAUUUUAUUUACACUAUCUGUAGUUGGGCUGAUAAUGUGCCCUUACUCUUGUCCUAAGCUAAACCUCCAAAACACCCUAGACAUUGGAACUGUGUCACUGGGAUUAAUAGGAUUAUUCUGGUGGAAACAGAACCUGGAUUGCAGCCUAAAUUUGAUAUUAUGGAUAAUCUUUGUCCAUUUAGGUAUUUGUUUUUUUUUAAAAAAAACACCUUUGAAAUGGAUAACUAAAAUGGUGUGUAGCAAUCCAGAAUGGAUUUAUGCUGUGAUGUUAUGGGGUAUGGUAUUCUGAUUUUCUUUAUAAGUAAAGUACCAAAUAAAGAUGACACUUCCAGCACAUUAUCUCACAAUUUCCCAAGAUUGUAGUAACUACCUUAAAACUCUGGGUGGUUUCUGCCAUUUUUAGACCCUAGGGACCUAGUUUUUGGAAGAUUCUUCCAAAGUUAUUUAGCUUAUGUCCGCUUACUUGAAGUAAAAUCCAUUGAAUGUGGUAAGACUUCUUUCCAGAUAAACAUGCAUAAAUACUCUGUUAGUUUAUCCUUCUUGUCUUAAAUGCUUCUUGCAUACAUUAUGAUUUUACUACAUCACAGUUUCUCUUCUUUUCCAGACAACUAAUAAAAGCUUCAUUAAGAUCCUUAUUUUCCCAAACUAACAACCUGAUUAGUUUGACCUGAUUGAUCAAAAGUAGUUGGGCAAGGAUAAGGUGGGAUGGGGGGAGUUUUCCUAACUUGUAAAAUAGUUAAAAGUUAAUAAUGGAAUGUACUGUCUUUACACAAAAUGUGAAAUCUGUUUUCAAUACUUGAUAAUUCAAGUAUUUCUAACCCGCAACAAUUAACCAGUGUGCACAAAUACUAAAAGGAAUUUUUGAAUGCAUUAGCUGACUUCAGGGACUGAAUAGUCUUCUCUAUGUCACAUUGGUUUUGUUUCUAAGGUUAAAUCUUUAUGGAAUGGGAAAUCUUGCUGGGUAGCUGCUGCUUAGGGGAGGAGGAAUUAGUUCUGCUUCUGGCACUUGCAGUAUUCAGGGAUUUGUGUUCUCCAUUUACAUAGGCUGGACUCAGUGGCAACAAGUUCUCUCUGUCAAAGACAGUCCCCCUCACGAAAGUUGUGCAGAAUGAUGCCUAUACGGCCCCCACAGCUCCACCGUCUCCCAUCCGGACAAAGGCCCUGACAAACAUGUCCCGAACCCUGGUGACCAAGGAAGAACCCCCCAAAGAGCCACCACCAGUUGAGGUGAGUCAAGGACACAAAUAUCUUUUUGUGGCUGCUACAGCUUCCUAUUCUGGAUUUUCAUAAGAAGAAGAACAAACCCUGUUCAAGUGCAGCUGAAUGGGGGGAAAUUAUUUCCUUCUUCCAGAGAAAACAGUGGAAUUGGACAUGGUAACUUGAAGAACUGGUAGAAUCUGAAACCCAUUUGCUUCUCAUGCUUGCUGUGCAGACAUUUGUCAUAUAUGAUUUCUUGAUGAAAUAUUCUCAGAGAUUAACAGAAUCUACCAAAAACAGUAGAAAUUAAAUUUUGAAGGCUGGAUUUUGCUGAAUCUUACCCUUGUCUUUCCCCCACUUCCUCAAAGCCCUGUUUACUUUGAUCUAUCUCCCCGCCCCCCAAUCCCAGACUAUAUGCAUGUGACACAUUUGUCUGUUUCUUGGCAGCCGGCCUUCAGCCCAUUAGAAGGUACUAAAAUGACUGUGAAUAAUCUGCACCCUCGAGUCACUGAAGAGGAUAUUGUUGUGAGUACUGUAUAUUGUUGAAAUCAGGGGUUUGCUUGUGUCCUGUAUCCGUGUUCUACCCAAUGUUUAUAAAGUAAAAUGGAAUGUGUGCUUUCUUGGGAGAGCCUGGAGAAUCUUAGGUGGUAGCAGUAAGGAGCUAGGUAGAUGUCUGCAAAAGCUCCAAGAGGCCUAAAUAUCUUCAGAAAAAUUAAUUGACUUGAGAGCAAUCUAACGACUUUGAGGAGAGCCACCCCGUGUGUUCCAGAAUUACUCUCCUGAAUGAAGUCUUGACAGGCUCCAUUGUGUUCUUCACACAGUAGGAAAGUUUCCAAAGUUUGUGAAAUCCAGAACAUUUUGCAGGCAGCGCUCUGACGCCAGGUUUACUGUCACAUUCCCUUUGACUUUUGGUGUGGGGGAAAUGAUCCCAGUGUAGCUUUAGUUAAACUGGAUGUUCCGUUGCUCUACAUCAGGGAUGUCCAACUCCCAAGAGACUGUGAUCUACUCCCAGUAUUAAAAAACUGGCAGUGAUCUAUUCAUUGGAGGGAGGAGGAGCAUGCGUGGGGUGGGUGGAUUGCCCACAGUUGUUGAUUUUUUUGGGGGGAGGAUUGCACAGUUGUUGAGCUGUUUUCCCCCGUGACUUUCUGUACACAACAAGGAUCCCGCAAUCUGCCAGGGAUCUACCAGUCUACUGGUUGGACAUCCUUGCUCUACAUGUAGUUUUCUGAGAAUAUACGGGACGUUAGGAAUGCAAGGACUUCUUCAUGUAAUGCAUGAGAAACUUUAGGCAUUCACUCUCACAAGAUGUGAUUAUUAGAUCAUGCGGCUUUUAAAAAGGAACAGACAUAGUUGUGGAACAUGGCUCUAAUUGUGGAUAGCUACAUCAAACCUCAAUUUAUACUGUCUGUUGGGUAAUAAAGUACUCUGAUUCCGAGUUUAUUACCUAAAACAUGGAUUGUGGGGUGGGGGUGAGGGAGGGGCCUCUGGCCCGCAGACUUAACUAGGUCCACUCAGCCUCCCAAUUUGGUCUGCUCUGCUGUUCUUCCCCAGCCACAACCAUAUGUCACUCAGCUGAUAUCAUACAAACAAAGCACCCGCUGCAAAGGAAUAAUCAGGAGCCUUGGAGUGUGCUCCCAAUGUUCCUUUGCAAGUGCUGUUUGUGUUCAACACUGUUCAGAUUGGGUGCUGAAUGCAAGCCACACUGCUUUCACCAGGGUCAGAGGCACCUGACAAAUGACAUCAGAUGAUUGACAAGAGAGAAGCCUGGGUUAUUGGUCAAUUGUAGCAGAUGGAGGGUCAGCCACAAUUUGAAUUGGUCCUGUGGUCAAAAAGUGGUUUCCCAUCCCUGACCUAAAUAUAUUUAUCUGACUGUUGUUGGAAACAGAAGGCUGGACUAAGUGUUCCUCUGUGUGCUCCAGCAAGGCAACUUCUAUGUUCUUAAUGUGUGAGUGUUCAAAUAUCAGAGUUGGCAGCUGUGGCCUUGACUUCCACACUAAAUUCCACACUAACAAGAAAUGCUUACAAUCACUGAUAACAGUAGCAAAGAUGAGCUAAGUUAAAUAAAACUAUACUGUCCUUUGCUCUUUCCUCAGGAGUUGUUCUGUGUAUGUGGUGCCCUAAAGCGAGCCCGUUUAGUGCACCCCGGAAUGGCUGAGGUGGUGUUUGUGAAAAAGGAAGAUGCCAUUACUGCGUAUAAGAAAUACAACAACAGAUGCUUGGAUGGUGAGUGUGAGCCUCAUGUAGAACGCAGAAACGUUUUACUUCCCUGAAGAUCUCAGAUGGUACUUCUUCUGUGUGUAAGAAGUCAGGAAAUUAUUAAUUGUUAAUGACUACCACGAGGGGCUGAGCAGUUCUUAGACUAUUAUUGUAUCAGAUCUUUAGAAGACACAAAAUUUGCUCAUAUUGGAGUGAGAGUGAUAUUGCAGUCACAUAGAUGAUAACUUGCCCCUAGACCAACUGGAUAUACAGUACAGUGAUACCAAGUUUGUGAGAAUUAAUGCUCUUGAGAGACUGCAGAAACUUUGCUGUUUCAGAGUUUGGAUAAAUAGUUAGGGUAUUGAGAUGAGGAGGGAUAUUGGUUCAUUUUGUCCUUGUUUUUAUUAUGUAUUUUGUGUUUAUAUCUUGUAUUUUUAUGCUGUGACUGCCCUGAGCUCUGCAGAUGCAGGGCAGUAUACAAAUUUAAAUAAUAAUAAUAAUAAUAAUAUAUCUCAAAAUAGAGAAGCGUAGACUCAAACUGUGUAUAAUGGUGGCAAAUCCGUGCAUUCAAAUCCAGGGAUCUUGUUUAAUGAGCAGAAUGGAUGCACAGUGAAGAAACCUAUACCACUUUCCUAAGGUUUAAUACGGUUUUCUUUGUUCUUCUCCAUCAGGCCAGCCGAUGAAAUGCAACCUUCAUAUGAAUGGGAAUAUCAUCACAUCAGACCAACCUAUCUUGCUGUAUGUGCAUAUGGGUUUGUGUUCAUAAAACUAUGGUGUAACAUUUUUGCUCCUUCACAAGGUGCCAUAUAAUUUUUGUACCCAAGCAAAAUACCAAACAAGAGUUUGUUGAUAUUCAGAUUAAAGCUUUUUUACUAAUUUUCCUAUAUAUCCAGCACUGCUGUUCAGAUUAUCAUCUGUAUGAACAGUUGUCCUUCCAUCUAAAUAUGGCAGUAGGCUUCUCCCAGCCUGUAACUGCUUGCUUAAUAAUCAGAACAACAGUUUUGGUUCAGCAGUAUAAAUUGAUCUGCAUUUCACCAUUCGACAACUAUUGAUGGUGGAGCUCCCAUGGGUUCUCUGUGUUCUUCUUCUUUUCCCUUUCCAUGACUUUUUAUACCUUAAUCUGAAAUCCUGAAAAGUACACUUGGCUUAAGCUAGCUAUGCAGGCAAUGGAUGGUAACUGCUGAAAAGAGUAAGCUCUGCUGCUUGACUUGACACUUGUUCUGUUGUGAGGCUAAAUAGUCUCUUCUUGUUCUCCCUAGUCGAUUGAGUGACACCCCCUCAGUGAAGAAGGAAGGUGAACCACGUCGGACAAGUGUAGGAGCCGCCUCAAAUCCACCAGCUGAAGUGGAUCCUGAUACCAUCUUAAAAGCACUCUUCAAAUCCUCAGGGACCUCCGCCUCUGUGCAACCUACAGAGUUCAAAAUCAAACUUUGAGGAGUGGCAGGCAAGGAGUGGACUGGAAAACUUGUUGAGCGUGGGAAAUAGGGAGACAAGUGUGGGAACGCAACUGAUGUUGUGUUUGACCAUGCUGAAACCUUUGUUUUUCUACAAUUGCUACCUUCCUGUACAGUAGUGUUCUCCCUAAUGUAUGUGUUCUGUUUUCAUAGUUGGAGUUUUUGUCCACAUAUUUCUAAUGGAAUAAUCUUCCCUUCCUCCAGUGAUAUAUCACCAAGCUUAGAACAUUUAACUCUUUUUCCUUUGUUUCAACCACCCUACCUGUAUCCAGCCAGUGAAAAGUGCAGCUAGCAGAGGAUGUGAGUAGCAUCUGUUUGGCACUUGCACCCUUUGAGUGAGAGAUGAGAGUCCUUUUUGCUUUUUACUGAUGAUGGACUGCAUUUCCUUUUCAAUUCAGCUCUGUCUGUGGCAGAGGCCAGGAUUUGGUAGCGGUUUUAGCUGUUCUGAAAUUGUAAAAUUAGUGAAGGAGAAGCAGCAGCAGCAAAUGUUCUCUUCGUUCAGCAGCUAAUGGAAGGGACUGUGAAGGCAAUGCAAAUAGGUCUAGGCACAGGAACAUAGCACAUCUUACACUUCAUCGUCUUCUUUUGUCGUUGUAAUAAUCUGCUAGUGCACUGAGAGAAAGAAGCAUGUGCCCUGGUGUUGGUGUACUCUUCAGUCCAGGAAGUCUCACAGAUGCUCUCUUUGUGAGAAUGCAUGGGCUUUCUUUCACUUUGUACCAUUUACAAUGUGUUUUUACUAUGAAAUUAUGUAUUGGGCAAGAAGAAAGUGUUUCUGGCUUCAGCAAUCACUUCUCAUGCCUGAUGCCUUAGAAGCACUGCAGUGAACAGAGGUCCUCGUUCAUUCAGUCCUGACAGAUUCCGAUGCACCACUAUGUUUUGUAGCACCUACACCUUUCUUGGAGGUUAGUGACACCCAAAUAAACUCCAGUGAUAACCCCCUAGGAACUAUUUCUACAGGGCAUCUGUUUUUACCGUACACUACCUUAUCCCCAAGUGUAAUAGUCAGGAAAAAAAUCCAGCCUCCUGCGCUCAUCGAAUUGUCAAUUGUAAGAGUUGCAUCUUUCAGUACUCUGGGCAUGACUGCUGCUCCUGUACAGCACUGUUGCUUAUUUUUCUGUACUGGGAAAUGGUGAGUGUAUCUUGUGGUUCAUAUAGAGGAGAAUCUAUCGGUUUGGCAUAGAACAGGGAUAGCAGGAAAAUGAGUUGCCUAUAGCAAAGCGAGGAUGAUUUGUUUUUUGGCCAUGUUGAAUUUCCUCUGACAUGCCAGUCUUUGCUAAGACAAAAACAUACUUCCUUUUUCUAGCAACCCAUUUAGUCCAGUGAAAAUGGAAAACUGACAAGGGUUAAGAAUAACUGCAUUGGUUUUAUACUAAAUAAACAUGCAGAUACUUGUAUCGGGGCUUGCAUUUUUAUACUUCCAGCUACAAGACGAGAGCAUUGCUGUUUAUCUGUGCUAAAACCCUGCAGUGUAAUAUAUCUGCUUUCUUCCAUUGUAGAACCUGGUGCUCAGUGGAUUCUACAUUCCUUUUGCUCUUUGUUCUGUACAGUUUCUUAGUUUCAUUUAGCAGGUACACACGUUAUGUCACACAAUAAACCUUCACAACAUGGAAGGCAUUUGCUUCCCAAUGGGUUUUUUAAAUCUGAAUUACUAAUUUAGGACCGGUCAUAAUUUCACCCUUACUGGGGAAAUGUGCUUAUGAACGACAAAUGAUAUUUUGUGCAGAACUGCUGUUCGCUGUACCUGUGUUUCAUUAGCAGCUGGUUACAGGGGAAGGGAAGGUUGGGGCUGGAGGACACUAUGUAUUAUGUUUCUGAAUAAACGUUUGUUAUACAGAACCU